Ictalurus furcatus (blue catfish) is the source of this 10484-nucleotide messenger RNA. RefSeq names its product kinesin family member 13Ba (gene kif13ba). Gene Ontology annotation, biological process: regulation of protein localization; microtubule-based movement. Gene Ontology annotation, cellular component: adherens junction. The record is from RefSeq and is a predicted model, not a curated record. The transcript is spliced from 40 exons. NCBI's taxonomy places the organism in Eukaryota, Metazoa, Chordata, Actinopteri, Siluriformes, Ictaluridae. The coding region runs from base 1183 to 6633 and encodes 1816 amino acids. Gene Ontology annotation, molecular function: cell adhesion molecule binding; microtubule binding; ATP binding.
CGGAAGUGAAGGGGCGGGGCUUAUUCCGGGCGACUGAUGGGAGGAAGCUAAUAUGUUAGCUGAUUUUAACGCACAAGUCGUGAAUUCUCAGGCUGUCGCGCGUGCACUUGGCUACGACAGGAAUUUCCCGUUUAAGCGACGUUUUAUUUCGUUUUUUCGUCCAUGCCUCCGCUUUCCUGAUAUGACACCGACAAAGAAAAUACGACACGGUCGUCUGGGGAGAAUCUUGAAGAAAUGAUGUCGGGUUCGCCGGGACGGAUUUAAUUUUGUGUCACGCGCCGCUCCGUGGGUUUAAUAAUGAAAUCGGAGGCGAGUCCGUUAGCCAGUCAACGCUGUUGCUAUGUAACGUUAGCUAGCUGUAGCGUUUUAAGUUAAUAACACUGUCUGUCAUGGUUUAGUUUUUUUCCUCCCCCUUUGUCUUUCGAAAGGUUUAUCAUAUUAUUUAGGCUUUUAAAAAUUUCAUUGAUAACACAUCAGUUUGAAAUGAAGGUUCAGUGAUACGUCAGCUAGCUAGCUAAUAAAUAAUUUACAUAGAUACAUAACUAGCAUAGCUGGAGUUUAGCUGGUGAAAUUCUUAAUACAGAGGAAUAACAGACUGGUAAUUCAGCUAAGAAAGGGGAGAAUUGCUUUGUCGGUUUAAGUUUACGAGCCAGUGCUGAUUUUUUACUUGCACAAGACAUUAAUCAACAUUCAAGUCAGUCCGGCGGUUAUGCUAGCAAUUUGACUCGGAACCGACUCGGAACCGAAUCUAAUGUAAGUUAGGUUAAAAAGUUCUGUUAAGCGCGUUGACAGUUUGGGUUUCAGGGAGUAAAUAUUUGAGGCCCUGCGUGAUUUCCAGUUGAGAUUUGUGGCACUCCAGCAGGGAGUUGGCUUUCUGUCAGCUUUCUGAUCGACUCUUAGGAAUAUUUAUCAUCUUACUAACUCUAAAUCAAAAUGAAGAACUACAUGGCGAAGACCAAGAUGUGAAUUGGAAGAAGGUUGAGCUUAUCAUGGCCUCUUUUCCUUGGCGUGACUUUGUUGCCCUGGAGGCUGAGAUGUUCCAGAAAUAAAUAACGCGUUUCUAAAGGAUUCUAGGAUUUAUGGAUAAGUAUGUGUAUAUGUAUAUGGGUCUGUCUGGAUCCUCCGACUAGAUCUCUCUUUUAACGUUGGUCUUCUUGUGGAGAACUGUGUUUGUGUACAAACAUGGGAGAAACCAGCCUGAACGACUCGAACGUCAAGGUGGCCGUCCGCGUCCGACCCAUGAACCGGAGAGAAAAGGACCUGAACACAAAAUGUGUGAUCGAGAUGGAGGGGAACCAAACGUUCCUGUAUCCUGCAAGCGGGAACCUGGGAAAAGCCGAUUCGAGGAGUCAACCCAAGACUUUUGCGUACGAUUACUGCUUCUGGUCCAUGGACGAGUCCGAAAAGGAAAAAUAUGCAGGACAAGACAUAGUGUUUCAGUGCCUCGGGGAGAGUUUGCUGCACAACGCCUUCCAGGGUUACAACGCCUGCAUCUUCGCCUACGGGCAAACGGGCUCGGGGAAGUCGUACACCAUGAUGGGUUCGGCAGACCAGCCGGGUCUGAUCCCUCGGCUCUGCAGCUCGCUGUUUGAGCGCACGCUGCAGCACCAGAGACAGGAAGAGAGCUUCACCGUGGAGGUCUCUUACAUGGAGAUCUACAACGAGAAAGUUCGGGACCUCCUCGACCCUAAGGGGAGUCGUCAGGCUCUGAAGGUGCGAGAACAUAAAGUGCUGGGGCCGUACGUGGACGGACUCUCUCGGCUCGCCGUCGCGAGCUACAAGGACAUCGAGUCGUUAAUGUCCGAGGGAAAUAAAUCUCGCACCGUGGCUGCUACCAACAUGAACGAGGAGAGCAGUCGCUCCCACGCCGUUUUCAAGAUCAUCCUCACACACACACUCCGAGACCUGCAGUCCGGGACCAGUGGGGAGAAAGUGAGUAAGCUGAGUUUGGUGGAUUUGGCUGGAAGUGAGAGAGCAGCUAAGACCGGUGCGGCUGGUGAGAGACUGAAGGAAGGCAGCAACAUUAAUAAGUCUUUAACCACACUGGGGCUGGUGAUCUCAGCACUGGCUGACCAGGGUGCAGGAAAGAACAAGAGCAAGUUUGUGCCUUACAGAGAUUCCGUGCUCACAUGGCUGCUUAAGGACAGUUUAGGAGGAAACAGUCGGACCGCCAUGGUGGCCACGGUGAGUCCGGCCGCCGAUAACUACGACGAGACUCUGUCCACGUUGCGCUACGCCGACCGCGCCAAGAGCAUCGUCAACCAUGCCGUCGUGAACGAGGAUCCUAAUGCCAGGAUCAUCCGAGAGCUGAGGGAGGAGGUGGAGAAGCUCCGGGACCAGCUCACACAAGCAGAGUCCAUGAAGGCUCCAGAGCUGAAGGAGAGGCUACAGGAGUCUGAGAAGUUGAUCCAGGAGAUGACAGUCACCUGGGAGGAGAAACUGAGGAAGACCGAGGAGGUUGCUCAGGAGAGGCAGAAGCAGCUGGAGAGUCUGGGCAUCUCUCUGCAGUCAUCAGGGAUCCGUGUGGGAGAGGAUAAAUGCUUCCUGGUCAACCUCAACGCUGACCCCGCCCUCAACGAACUGCUGGUUUACUACUUAAAGGAACACACGAUGGUGGGCUCAGCAGACUCGCAGGACAUCCAGCUGUGCGGUAUGGGCAUCCAGGCCGAGCACUGUGUCAUCAACAUCACUCCCGAGGGCGCGGUUUUCCUCAACCCGUACAAGAAUUCCAGGACGUGUGUGAACGGCUCUCCAGUCACGAGCCAGCAGCAGCUUCACCAUGGCGACCGCGUACUGUGGGGCAACAACCACUUUUUCAGAAUAAACCUUCCGAAGCGGCGCCCUCGUCCUGCGGCCGAUGAGGAGGAAGGGGAGGGCGGUAACAUGAAGAACAGCAACAGCAGUGAGCAGCUGGACGUAGACGGAGACACGGCCAGCGAAGUUUCCAGUGAAGUCAGCUUCAGCUAUGAGUUCGCGCAGACGGAGGUCAUGAUGAAGGCACUGGGGAGCAACGAUCCCAUGCAGGCUGUGCUGCAGAGUCUGGAGCGACAGCACGAGGAGGAAAAGCGCACGGCCCUGGAGCGCCAGCGGCUGAUGUAUGAGCAGGAGCUGCAGCAGCUGCGCAGACGGCUCACCCCCGAACGGCAGAGCACGCAGACCCAACAGCAAUACCGCAGCAUGGAGAGACUCAGCCUGGGUGGGGCGUCGUCGUCUUCUCGUCUGCGCCAGUGGAGUGAGGAAAGGGAGGCGGUGCUGACACGGAGUUUGCGGAAACUUCGGGAGCAGAUCGUAAAAGCCAACCUGCUGGUGCAGGAGGCAAGCUUCAUCGCCGAGGAGUUGGACAAGAAAACCGAGUACAGAGUCACUCUGCAGAUUCCUGCUGCUAACCUCAACGCCAACAGGAAGCGCGACGCCGUGCUGAGCGAACCUGCCGUCCAGGUGAGGCGGAAAGGUAAAGGCAAGCAGAUCUGGGCUCUGGAGAAGAUGGAGAACAGGCUGGUGGACAUGAGGGAGCUCUAUCAGGAGUGGAAGGACUAUGACGAGGAUAAUCCCGUGAUGCGUUCAUACUUUAAAAGAGCGGACCCUUUCUUCGACGAGCAAGUCAAUCACAGUCUGAUCGGAGUGGCUAACGUCUUCCUGUCCUGCUUGUUUUAUGACGUGAAGCUGCAGUACGCCGUGCCCAUCAUUAACCAGAAAGGAGAGGUGGCAGGACGGCUGCAUGUCGAGCUCGUGCGUGUUGCUGGAGGUGUAGAGGACAGCAUGGCUGGAGGGGAAGAUGGGGACAGCAGCCCUGAAGGAGAUCCACUCGAGCGCAAGCUCGUCUGUAUGAUUAAGAUCCUGCAGGCUACAGGCCUCCCCCAGUACCUGUCCAACUUCGUUUUCUGUCAGUACUCGUUCUGGGACCAGGCCGAGCCCAUCAUCGUGGCUCCCGAGGUGGACCCGUCUGCCUCGUCUCCCUGCAGCGGAGACCCUCACUGCAUGGUGGUGUUCGACAGCUGUAAGGAGCUGGCCGUGGCAGUAACGGAGGAUUUCAUCGAGUAUCUAACGGAGGGAGCGCUGGCUAUUGAGGUGUUUGGCCACAGGCAAGCUGAUCCAGGCAGGAACCUGGCCCUGUGGGACCUCAGCAUUAUUCAGGCCAAGACUCGCACACUGCGUGACAGAUGGAGCGAGGUGACGCGAAAGCUGGAGAUGUGGGUGCAGAUCCUGGAGCUGAAUGAGAACGGGGAGUACGUGGCCGUGGAGGCGGUGUCAGCCGGAGAUGUUCGCACAGGGGGCGUGUUUCAGCUGCGACAGGGUCAGUCUCGGCGGGUGCAGGUGGAGGUGCGUUCGGUGCAGGACUCUGGCACUAUGCCACUGAUAGCCGAGAUCAUUCUGGGCGUGUCCAUCGGGUGUGUGGAGAUCAGACAGGCUCGCCCCGCUAAAGGCAACGACUCGCAACAGCUGGAAGGGGAUGAAAUGGACAGCUAUCAGGAGCGAGACCUGGAGAGGCUGAGACGCCAGUGGCUGGCCGCUCUCACUAAGAGACAGCAAUACCUGGACGAGCAUCUCCAGAGUCUGGUCAGCAAAACAGAUAAGUCUGAAGACGACGUGGAGCGCGAGGCUCAGCUGCUCGAGUGCCGUCUGACUCUCACCGAGGAGAGGAAUGCGGUGAUGGUGCCCUCUGCUGGUAGCGGCAUCCCGGGAGCUCCUGCAGAAUGGGUACCGGUGCCUGGGAUGGAAACUCACAUUCCAGUCCUCUUCCUUGACCUGAGUGCUGAGGAUUUUAGCUCCCAAGAAAACCUGGAGAGCCCGGAAGCCGGCGGCUGGGACGCCAUGUUGAGCGGAGAGGACGAGGACGACUUCUUUGAUCUGCAGAUCGUCAAGCACUACGAUGGAGAGGUGAAAGCCGAGGCCUCCUGGGACUCCACGGUUCACGAGUGUCCUCAGCUGAGUCGAGGUGGAGCUCCAGACCAGAGGGUCUACCUGACCGUACGCACCAUGGUGCAGCUCAGUCACCCGGCAGAGAUGCAGCUCGUCCUGCGCAAACGCAUCUGCGUGAAUCUGGCCGGACGACAGGGUUUUGCCCAGAACAUCCUAAAGAGAAUGUCGACACGGAGCACCGUGCCUGGCUGCGGCGUGACCUUCGAGGUCGUGUCCAAUAUCCCGGGGGAUGCUCAGAGCUCCGAGGACAGGGAGAUGCUCGCCCGGAUGGCCGCCAACACCGAGAACCCCAAAUCAUCAGACAACGAGGCGGCCAUAGAGAAAUACCUGCGCAGUGUCCUGGCUGUGGAAAACAUCCUCACGCUGGAUCGCCUAAGACAGGAGGUGGCUGUGAAGGAGCACUUGGCCGGUAAAGGGAAGGGAAGCAGACGGAGUCUCAGCUCGCCCAGCGUCCACAGACUAUCUGGGAGCAGACAGGAUCUGCCUUUAAACUCGAGCCUGGAGGACAACAAGAAUCGAUGGGAAAGUCAGCAGGACAUCUUCCUGACGGCUCCGCAGUUCAGCCGCACGCUGCCUCGGCCCACCAGAGAACCCACUCCGCCACCACAGGGCCAGAGCCCACCCCAAACCCAGGAUCCAGAGCAAGGCCUUUCAGGGCUUGCUGCUUCUUAUCUCUCCCCAGUCAAGGCCCUCGUCCCCCAGAUGCCCAAGCUACUCAAAUCCCUUUUCCCCGCUCGUGAAGACAAGAAGGACCUGCGUCCCUCUCUGCAAUCGCAACAGCACGUGCCUCGUAUCGUGAUGCAAACUAGCAGCAGCCCAGAUGAAAGCAGAGUUCGAGUAGAAGCGGUGCCAGUGAUCGGGAGGAGUCCUGGCUCGGAGAGACCCUCGGACGGCCCUGACGCGUCCGCCUCCUCCGCGCAGGACUCGCAGGAGCUGCCCCUCAGCCCCAUCAGUGAAGCUUCUAGCGGUUAUUUCUCCGCCAGCAUCUCCAUCGCAACCCUCUCCGAGGUCUCUGCUGCGUCCGGGGACCUUACCCCGAGCCCCAACACUUACGAUACGUCCCGGCGGGGCGCAGACGAGUGCGAGGACGCCUUCGUUCCUCCUGGGCUAAAACGCGACACGGAACCUCUGCAGAACCCAAUCCCCAAAGACCUACAGCCUUCCGCGUCUCGGAACGGCGUUCCCUGUUCUGACUCCGAAGCGAAACUAGUAACCGUCCUUCCUGUAGUAUCUAAAGCUACUACAGAUUGUACGUUCUCCCUCCAGAGGGUCAAACCCUCGAACCUGAAGUCGUUCAGCCCCAUCCUGCCUGAGAUGGAGAAAGGAGAAAGAGGCAGGGCGGAGGGCAGCUCUGACGAAACCAGCAGAGACGCCGAAAUCCCUCGCUGGCUCAGAGUCGGAGAAAGCAUCAUGUUGGCCAAUAGUAAGUGUGGCACGGUGCGUUACGUCGGGCAUACGGACUUCUCAGAAGGCAUCUGGGUCGGCGUGGAGCUCGACAUGCCCGCAGGUAAACACGAUGGUACCGUAGGGGGCCGUCAGUAUUUCCGAUGUAACCCCGGUUACGGAGUCCUCGUGCGGCCGGACCGGGUGAGUCGGCGCGACGUGCCCAGACGGCACUCGGAGAACCGGCGCAGCGGCGAGUUCCUACAGGUCAAGGCGAGUUCAGGCCUGACCAAUCAGAAAGCCGAGAACCGCAAAUCCUGGAGCAACUAAACGCCGUUCCUUCACAAGUACGAAGACGAGGAUGGAAUCAAAUUCAUGCACUUGUGCUGUAUAACCCUGGUGCUCAGUUCUACACGGAGGAGCUUACCCGCUUACACCAGCUUACCUGCUUGCGUGACGAGUCGCAUCUCAACACUGUAUAAACUGUGCGAGUCGAAACUCGGUCAUAACGAGGAACCCUGUUCUCCGGGGUCAAACGGUCGAUUUGUUAUUAUUUUUUUUAUUUAAAUCCUGCCCUGAUUCUCUCCCUGAUUAUGCAUGAUUAAUCUUCCUACCCCUUUAGUCAAUAAUCUGUGCUGAGAAUCCCGAACGUGCCUUUGUGAUUCAGGUUUUUUAUUUUAUUUUAAUUUUUUUUUUAAAAGUCAUCCCUUAUUCCUCUUUAACACUAGUGAGAAAGCCUUCUGUCAGCGCGUGGUCUGAUCUCAGGGAUCGGUCAGAUAUAACGGUUGUGUCUGAUGUAAUAGAGAGCAGGUUCUGCAUCAGAAGAUGCCAAAAGUGUGGGAUAUAUAUAUAUAUAUAUAAAUAUAAAUAUAAAUAAUACAAGGUUUGUAAUUUUGAAGGCCUGUUCACACCAAACACGAAUUUUAUGCGUGAUGCGUCAUGUAUGCAUUGUUAAAGCUCAAUUUUUGUGGUUUUUGGAUGAUUUUAGGCAUUUCACAUCAUGUCAUCGUGUCAGCGUCGUACUGAAGGGGUCGACAGCUCGUGUUCGAGCUGUACGAUGCUUUUAUUUUAAAAAAUAAACCGUAUCGGUGCUUUAGUGGUAAAAGUAAGUGAAGGUUAUGGCUAUGGCUUUAUUUUAGCUCCUGUGUCGCUUCAAUAGGUUGUCUAAUCUAAUAGAUUAGAUCGAUUGGAUAAGUAAACGUAGGGUGACCGCUGUUAGGGGUCGUUGUGUUGGGUAUAAAUCGUUUCCAUCUCUUUUUUUUUUUUUUUUUUUUUUUAAACUACACUUUCACGGUGCAUCGUGUUUAGUACGAAUAGGCCUAAAGACAGGAAGUUGCGUUUCCAAUGCGAUGUGCUGUAUUUAUUGCACGUGGGAGAGUAAGGAAAAAAGAUGGGAUUGCGUCGGGAGAAAAGUCUGUCGCUCACACGGGGCGAAGACCACUACGUACCUCGGAGCGUGUAGCACGUAGAUCUGAGCGAUUUAAAGAGAACGGAUAAGUCGAACUGGGAUGUAGGAGGUUUUAACGUCGCACUGGAAUUCCCGAGGGUAAACCUCCAGUUAAGAAUGGCUCUUGAGAUCAUCCAUAAAGUUCAGUCUUCCAUAAAGAGCUUUGAAUUUGGCGAAGAUGAUGAUGAUGAUGCUGAGAGGCUACACUAUAUUCAAUCGCGUAAAGCGAAUAAGUGGAAGGAAAGUCAUUCCAAGAGAACGUUUUUGCGUCACGAAGAAGUCGGGGACGCACGUACUUCAAUAUGAAGGAGCACGGAUGAACGUUCUCGCAUGUGGGAGCAGACCAGAACAGAUGGGUUAUACCAUUGCAUUUUAAUCCGUACCCCGCGUUCACACUGCAGUAGCUUUUUAUAUACGGCGUCUAAAAUAUUGCACGAGCGAAACCACGGUAGAAAUGUUUGUCGUCCAUAUUUUUUUAAUUAUUUUUGCUCCAAACGGGAACAUCGGUCCGAGGAAUCACGCGAGCCGAUCGUUUGGAUUUGUCGUUCGCGUGUAGUUGAGAAAAUCUCGAUUAAAUUCUCACUUUGUCGCUCGUCAGUGUGAACGCAGGGUUCAAGUCAUUUAAUGUGAUUUCUUCAAUCGAAUGCAAUAUUGAUUUUUAUUAAAGUAUAUUUUAAUGAUUCUAGAUAGCUGUGGAAUUUUAUUGUUAUUUUUUUAAAUAAAAGUUUUCAAUUUAGGAAUCCCUUUGAAUUUCAAACAUUGCACAUUUUGCUUUAGAUUAGAUCCCAGCCCACUCGGUGGGCUCUAACCGAGGACUCUGUGCUGAAAAAAAAGCCAUCAUCUUUUUUUAACUCAGAAGGGUCAAGAGGUCCCCAGGAAGGGCUACGAUUUCCUUCAAGUAGUAUUUAUUCUCCUGAUUUUAUUUUUCUUUGAUAACUCCAGAGUCUUCUAACUAAUAGAACUGUUUAGUGUGUGUGUGUGUGUGUGUGUGUGUGUGUGUGUUGUCAUUAGACACGGCUUCUUCAUCUCGUCAUUGCACAUCGCACGUAUCUUUUUAUCGCUUUUAUUAAUCGUAUCUGUGCCUUGUGCAUGGAGAUAUUUGGAAAAUCACGCACACGUCACUGAGAACAGCGCUGCUCUGAUCGGAUUUUGGCAGACGUGCCAAAAGACAUGUCGGUGAGAAGAGUACGGCGGUUACCGGCGAAUAAAUAACGCUCGUGGUUUUUACGAAUCGCAGAUCAAGACGGCGUAAAAUCGUAAAAAUGUUCACGUUUACUUUGUACCCGACUCGCUUCGGUGUGUUCACACCUUUCCAUUUUUCAUGCGUUUUAGACGUUUUGCAGCUGCGACUCGUAGAACUUUUUGUCCAAGCCCCGCCCCUUUUCGGCGAUCAGUAGCUGUCUGCUUGGCCCCGCCCCUGAAGAUGUUACGGCAGUGUCUAAUCGUUUGUUUCGUACAUGUAGCAUGAACGUAGUAAGCAUGUCUGUCGUGAUGAAAUUACGGUCUCGUCAAUCUCUCUCUACACCGGGGUUCCUUUGUUUUUGUUGUUUGUUUUUUUUAAAACAUUUUUUAUAAGUAUUACGCAUUUAGCGGAACUCUGAUUAACGUUCUAAACUAUUUCAGUGACACUCUUAUCAUAUCCAGUGUUGUAAACGUGGCUUGUGUUGAGCGUAAUGAGUUGUUGCCUCAGAGUUUUAUCCUGCAAGUGCAGACGAUAAAGGGUUUAAACCGUCCGAUCUUCGCAGACAAAACCCGUUUAACGUAUAACGUAUCGUGCGACGUUCACGGUAUCACUGUCGAUUUGGUGCCGCUGCGACCGGACGUUGCCGACGACAAAGUUCCGUCAGCGUGACACUCGACUAAAACCCAGCAAUACGACGACCGCAAACUCGCAAGUCGGCUAAAAUACCGUAGUAGCGCAGUACCACGAAUUGACGUUGAAGGGCGUUUGUGUUUACGCGAGCGUCGUACCGAUUUGUCGUCGUUAACGGCAUCGUACGCAGUAAUUCUCCUUAAUCGCAGGUCUGUCGUCGGAGAAUCUCCCAUCGUAUAACCCGACACGGAUCGCGCACGUCAUCACGCGCGCUCUGUCGAUCUUUACGGAGCGCUCUAAUGGUACAGCGUAAAACCGUCCAACUGACAUCUGUCUUACUGACGCGAAAUAUUUUGCCAGGAUUUAACGCUAAAGUGCAAUUUACCGAUGAUCACAGAUCUAUCGUCGAUUUCCUGUCGUCUCGUUCCGUAUCCUGUUCGCGACGCCGCCGCCGUGAUCUUUUGUACGUUUUCAUAUCUGACAUGUAACCUUUCCUCAAACCUGCCACUGAUCCUCAGCAUUAUUAUUAUUAUUAUUAUUAUUAUUAUUAUUAAAGAAGACCACAAAGUGUCCUUUCAGCUCCGUUCCAGCCGGGCUCAGUCGGCUAAACGUGCUCCCUCAAACCCCCCCCACCCCUGAAAAUGGGUUCUUCCACCUCUGUGUGCUCUCUACACCGACUCUCGGCUCCUUUUCCCUCCGUGUGUACGUGUGUGUGUGUGCGUGUGUGUGUGUGUGUGUGCGUGUGUGCAUUCUGAGACUCCAAUCUGAGCACAAGUUUGGGAUUAAUUUAAUGAUUUGUAAUUUGAUGCUGAUAUCCAAAGAGUAAUCAUGUAUAAUAAUUCAUUUAUAAUUUCUUUUAUAUCGACUGUACAGUAAUCUCUGCGGAAAGGAAAAAUAAAAACGACUGAUUUAUCAAACCGA